Rana temporaria (common frog) is the source of this 2532-nucleotide messenger RNA. RefSeq names its product cyclin Pas1/PHO80 domain containing 1 (gene CNPPD1). The record is from RefSeq and is a predicted model, not a curated record. Gene Ontology annotation, molecular function: protein kinase binding; cyclin-dependent protein serine/threonine kinase regulator activity. Bases 90 to 1421 code for a protein of 443 amino acids. Gene Ontology annotation, cellular component: nucleus; cyclin-dependent protein kinase holoenzyme complex. Gene Ontology annotation, biological process: regulation of cyclin-dependent protein serine/threonine kinase activity. Lineage: Eukaryota; Metazoa; Chordata; Amphibia; Anura; Ranidae. The transcript is spliced from 8 exons.
CGACUCCUCCUAUUCUCCGCCCCUCGGGUGACAUCCCGGAAGUUCGGACAGCCAGCUGAGGCCUACAGAGGGCGGGAGAGAGAGAAGACAUGGAGCGGAGGAAGGCCGGAGCUGUGCGCGGAGCCCAGCGGGAGGAGAGCGCCAUCCCCCGGCCGGCCACCCCCUUCUUAGACUUCCCGUUUUUGCCCGGACACCCCCAGCUGACGGAGAGGGUAAGAAAGCGCCUGUACUAUGGCUGGGAGGUGGAGUGCCCCAUGGAGAACCUCUCCUCCCCCGUGGCCGACAUCGCCGUGGAGUUGCUUCAGAAAGCUGCUCCCAACCCCAUUCGUCGCCUGCAGAAGAAGUAUGCUGUUCAUGUAUCCAGGGAAGCUUGUAUCUCCCCCUGCUCCAUGAUGCUGGCUUUGGUUUACAUAGAAAGACUUCGCCACAGGAACCCGGAAUAUUUGCAGCAAAUUUCAUCAUCCGAUCUGUUUCUCAUAUCCAUGAUGGUUGCCAGUAAAUAUCUGUACGAUGAAGGUGAAGAGGAAGAGGUUUUUAAUGACGAAUGGGCAGCAGCUGGGAAACUGGAUGUCCAGGUGGUGAACACUAUGGAGAUGAAUUUCCUCCGGGCUAUCGACUGGGGACUCUACACACAUCCAGGGGAGUUCUUUGAAGUGCUGCGAUGGCUGGAGGGCAGGGUUGCAGAGCAGCAAGGUAUGAAGCGGGGCUGGUUCACUUACACAGACCUCUCGGUGCUUCUGGAACAGGACCUGUGGCAGAAAGUCUUCAAUGAUCUCUGCCAGCAAGUCACCAAGUUGGCCUGUAUACUUGGCCUGGUCUACUUAACCGGCGUUGCCACUUUAUUUGCUUCAGUUGCGGUCCUUCACAAAGCUACCUGGGAGAUAAACGGGACAAGGCUGCUUCCUUCCAUCACACAGCCAGCCCCAGAUUUGUCGGUACCUCUGCUGCUUUUUCCGGCUCCAACUGAAGAAAUCCCUUCUCCUCCAACCACUGUUCUUCCAUGUUCCUUAGAAGAAGAGAGCACAGAGAGAAAGUCAAGUGUCACGGCUACCGCGCUGUAUCUCUGGGGCUCUGUGCUGACCGCACUUACCUACAAGGACUCUGGCGGCACCGACGACGAGGAAUUACAACCUCCUGGCCGGCACUGCCCAUACUGCUCCAAACCAAAACCACCCAGCGCUCAGAAAAACGCCACACGCUGCACUUCCAACCAGCCAUUCGUUCGUGCCUUUCCUGGACUGGAUCUCUACAGCUUCCCUGACCCGCUAGUCUGUUCCAACUGCCCAAAUUCUUGCACUAUAAAAUAUCCUGAACAUCGCCAUGAAUCUGAGACUCCUCUGUCUGAUUCCUUGAAGAUUAAAACCUCUAUCGGUGCAGACACGAGCCUGGGCAGGCUGAAAACCUUACUGGUUCCAGGUUAGCCAACGUGGAGAAUUCGGCCCCCUUCGUGACGAAACUCGUAGUAGUCACGAUGGACGGUCGUUGUACGAUGCCGCAAAAAGUAAACUACGAUAGAUUGUAUUUUAUGCUAGUUCUUUCACCAAUUUCUGUAUUCACACACUUCUCUCUAUUCUUAUAUGAUGUAGAUGAAAUAGGAAUUCAUAUUUCAGGGUCAAGCAUAUGGCGUUUAGUAUUUUUGCUAAAUAGCAGCAGUGCAAAUUGGAGGUCAGCGCACUUUAUGUUGCAUGUUACAUUUUCAUUUAUAGGAUUUAUUUAAAAAAAAAAAAUGAAAGAUAUGCACAUGUAUAUGGGUGAUAACAAGAACACAAAAUCCCACCUGGACAAGUUUAAAAAAAAAAAAAGCUUUUAUAGUUUGUGAUGUUUCUUAUGUUAAGAAUGCAUAUAUGCAGAAUGAAUAGAGAGGUUUGUCCCCUACCAACAUGCUGCAGAGAAGGACUCUUGCUGUCGGUGUGGAAGCCUGAUGACCCCUGCUAGAGCUAGAGUUUUCCAAUCGGCAAAGCUCAUGUUUCCCUGCUGUUUGGAGAGUUCUAGCUCUGAUUUAGGAAGGCAGGAGGGAGAGAGACCACUGCUUCCACACAAAGCAAGGGUCUUUUAAUACAGAAUUCUGGCAGGGGGACAGGCUUCUCUACUCGGGCUUUGCCAGCUUUUUAAAGCAAACAAACUUACAAGUCUUUGCGCACUUUUUUUGUUUUGAUGCACCUAAAAUGUAUUUUGCUAGUUCAAACUGAAAGAUUAGUUGGAUGUUGGUGAUUUAUUUUAAUUUUUUUUUAUUAAUGGACCUGUAAACACUUUUUACAGCUUGGGGUUAUGUAAAAGAGAGAGAAUUUACAUUUUACAAAAAUGUGUAAAAAUGUUUAUUGCAAUGCAAGAUGAGCGAGAUGAAGUUCCCGUCCUAAGAGAUGUAUAUCUGUGGAUCACCGACUUUCUGCUCAUUCAUUUAUUUUAAUUUUUUUGUAAGUUUUAUUUUAUUAUCCCCACUUGUAGACACUGGUAAAAUGUAAUUGGUAAGUUAAUUUGAGGUGGUCUCACCUGCCUGAGCUGCUUUAUGUCUUUAAAAAAGAUUAUACAUGA